Molecule: messenger RNA, 1263 nt
Organism: Penicillium bovifimosum
Lineage: Eukaryota; Fungi; Ascomycota; Eurotiomycetes; Eurotiales; Aspergillaceae
Product: fatty acid desaturase
Exons: 3
Coding region: 1-1263 (420 amino acids)
Biological process (GO): lipid metabolic process
Source: RefSeq, a predicted model, not a curated record
AUGGACCCCUCCACAUAUACCGAUCCCCAGCUCACUUACCAGGAUCGACUGGUAAUUGAUGCCAUUGUUGAGCCAACUCCCAGUUCAGAUGACCAAUCAAAUGACCAGCCCAUUGACAAGCUGAGCGUCGAAGAAACAGUCCAGAGGCUUCACAACCUGAAUGAUCCCUCUCAUGUGGACUUUGAUCCAACAGUCUCCCAAUUCUGGGAUACUCCGCUGCUGCGGGCGGCGUUACCGGCGCCCAUCCAGAAAUACGUCCUGACCCCAUACAUCAACUGGGCCAAGAGCGUCGUGCGCUACAAAACAGACGUGGUCAUGGUCACGCAUCUUAUACUGUACUUCACAACCAUCGUACCAAGCGCUGCUUUCCUCUAUUACCGUUUCUCCUACCUGCAUGGCAUCCUGCACUGGCUCAUGCAACUAUUCUAUUGCGGCGCUUUCACCCUCAUGAAACAUCAGCACAUCCACAUGAACGGAGUGUUGGCGCCGAAAUUCUGGCUCUUCGAUACUCUCUUCCCCUACCUGCUGGAUCCAAUGCACGGACACACGUGGAACUCAUACUUCUACCACCACAUCAAGCAUCAUCAUGUCGAGGGGAACGGCGGCGAAGACCUGAGCACGACGAUGUACUACGACCGCGAUAGCAUCCCCGACUUCCUGACAUACGUUGGCCGCUUUGUCUUCUUUAUCUGGCUGGAACUGCCGCUGUACUUUUGGAGAAAGGGGCAGUUCAAGUAUGCGGCCAAAUGUGCAUUUUGGGAAAUCGGUAACUACGUUGCUAUUUACAUGCUUUACAAUUAUGUCAAUGCCCGGGCUACGACGUUUGUGUUUAUUCUCCCGCUCACUGUCAUGCGCCUGGGCUUGAUGGUUGGCAAUUGGGGCCAGCAUGCUCUUGUGGAUCCAGCUGAUCCUGACUCGGAUUAUCUGUCGAGUAUUACGCUGAUUGAUGUUCCGAGUAACCGAUUCUCCUACAAUGAUGGGUACCACACUUCUCAUCACUUGAACCCGCGUCGACACUGGAGAGAUCACCCCGUCGCUUUUCUCGAGCAGAAGGAUCGUUAUGCGAAGGAGAAUGCUCUGGUAUUCCGGAACGUCGACUAUAUCUUCAUCACCGUCAACCUACUCCGGAAGAACUACGACUACCUUGCCAAAUGUUUGAUACCUAUCGGCGAUCAGGUUAACUGGACACACGAAGAACGAGUGGAAAUGCUGCGUCGUCGGACGCGUAAAAUCCCCAGGCCGGCUUCAAAGAAGAGCAAGUAA